CUUCUUUUCUUUUUCUGCGCUGCUGCAACUCUCGUGUCGCUAAUUAUUAUUGCCGUUGUCAAUUCCCAACUGCUGUCGCGUGGAAGACUGUUGAUUCCUGUUGCUUGUAUCUGUGUUGUUGAGGUGGCAAACCAGUCAUCCCGUGGAAUUUUCAACGCCAUGACGGAUCAACAUAAGCAGCCUACCGAUGAUGAUGCGCAAUUGGCAGCCAUGGGCCACAAGGCCGAACUGCAGCGCAAUUUCUCAAUGCUGUCGAUGCUGGGUCUUGCAUUUGCUAUUCUGAAUUCAUGGACCGCUCUUUCCUCGAGUUUAUCCCUAAGUUUGCCAUCCGGCGGGAGCAGCAGUGUCGUUUGGGGUCUGGUUACUGCUGGUAUCUGCAAUUUGUCUAUUGCGGCAUCUUUGGCCGAAUUCAUUUCUGCCUAUCCUACCGCUGGUGGGCAAUACCAUUGGGUUGCUGUCUCAUGGAAGAAAUGGAUCCCCAUUCUGUCAUUCGUCACCGGAUGGAUCAAUUGCGCUGGAUGGGUUGCUCUUGUCGCUACCGCCGGCCUCCUAGCCAGCCAGCUCAUCAUUGGUGUUAUUUCUUUGAUGCACCCGAGCUAUGUCGCCGAGCGAUGGCAUCAAUUCCUGAUCUACAUUGGAUACAACCUCGUCGCUUUCUUUGUCAACGCGUUUAUGAACUCUACCUUGCCAUUUGUGACACGAGCCGCCUUCAUCUGGUCUAUUGGUGGCUUCGUGGUCAUUUCCAUUGCCGUGCUGGCAUGCUCUUCACCAAACUACAGUUCCGGAGACUUCGUGUUUCGUGAGUUCUUGAACCAGACUGGAUGGCCCGACGGCAUUGCCUGGCUUCUGGGACUGCUCCAAGGCGGGUUCGGAAUUACGGGCUAUGAUGCCGUGGCGCAUAUGAUCGAGGAGAUUCCCAAUGCGUCUAUUGUAGGCCCCAAGAUCAUGAUUUACUGCGUUUGCAUCGGCACUUUCACCGGCUCUGUCUUCUUGGUUGUCUUACUUUUCGUACCGGGAGAUAUCAACGAUAUCAUCAGCUCCUCAGCCGGCCCGCUACUCCAGAUCCUUUACAACGCAACAAAAAGCAACGCCGGAGCUAUCUGUCUUCUCAUCAUUCCUUUGGUCUGCUUGCUCUUCACUGCAACUUCUAUCAUGACAACUAGCAGCCGCAUGAUUUACGCUUUCGCUCGAGACGGCGGUCUUCCUGCAUCUCCAUUCUUUUCCCGUGUUCACCUGAAGCUGAAGGUCCCUUUGAACGCCUUGUACUUGACUACUGUGUUGGUCAUCAUUUUUGGUCUCAUUUUCCUCGGUUCUUCAAGUGCGUUCAACGCUAUCAUUUCCGUCUCUGUAGUUGCCCUUGACUUGUCCUACGGCAUCCCUAUCUUCAUUAAUGUCGUCCGCGGCCGGAGAAUGAUCGCUGAGAGCCCUUGGAAAAUGCCCGAGCCACUUGCUUGGACUGCCAAUAUCAUUUCUCUCGUCUACAUCGCACUCACUACGGUCCUCUUUCUCUUCCCGCCAGAAUUACCGGUCACCGGCAGUAACAUGAACUACUGUGUCGUCGUCUUCGGUAUUGUCGUUAUCGUCUCCACCUUCCAAUGGAUCGUCGACGGACGGAAGAACUUUACCGGCCCUAGGAUCAAUCUUGACGAGCUGGCUAAUGGUGUUACCAUUGGAGAAGCACCGCUUGACCAACAGGUAUCGAGAUUUGAGGGAGAGGGGGAGAAAAAAGCCGCUGAUGCAUCGAUUUAGAGUUCUUUUCUGUGUAGCUUAUUCUGUACAAAUACGGUUGUAUUUAGUAAGUGAUGGUGUUGAAAAUUUGAAUGCUAUUUUUAUUU
Molecule: messenger RNA, 1835 nt
Organism: Talaromyces proteolyticus
Lineage: Eukaryota; Fungi; Ascomycota; Eurotiomycetes; Eurotiales; Trichocomaceae
Product: GABA permease gaba
Exons: 17
Coding region: 160-1749 (529 amino acids)
Biological process (GO): transmembrane transport; amino acid transport
Cellular component (GO): membrane
Molecular function (GO): transmembrane transporter activity
Source: RefSeq, a predicted model, not a curated record